Messenger RNA from Loxodonta africana (African savanna elephant), 1314 nucleotides. It is a transcript of the gene LIPH, whose product is annotated as lipase H. The coding region runs from base 88 to 1314 and encodes 408 amino acids. The transcript has 9 exons. Gene Ontology annotation, molecular function: carboxylic ester hydrolase activity; glycerophospholipase activity. The record is from RefSeq and is a predicted model, not a curated record. Lineage: Eukaryota; Metazoa; Chordata; Mammalia; Proboscidea; Elephantidae. Gene Ontology annotation, biological process: lipid catabolic process.
AUUUCAGACACAGAUGAAACAUGUCUCGUGUUCACCAAACUGAGCUUUCACAAUGCAGUGGUCGGUACAGGACUAAAUGUGAAGCUAAUGCUCUACACAAGGAGAAAUCCAACCUGUGCCCAAGGGGUCAACUCCACAGCACUUGGGAACUUGAACGUGACCAAGAAAACCACCUUCAUUAUUCAUGGAUUCAGGCCAACGGGCUCCCCUCCAGUUUGGUUGGAGGACUUAGUAGAAGGUUUGCUCUCUGCAGAAGACAUGAACGUGGUUGUUGUUGAUUGGAAUCGAGGAGCUACCACUGUAAUAUACUCCCAAGCCUCUGGAAAAACCAGAAACGUAGCAAAAAUCUUGAAGGAAUUUAUUGACCGGAUGUUGGUAGAAGGAGCUUCUCUUGGUGACAUUUACAUGAUUGGAGUAAGUCUAGGAGCCCACAUAUCUGGAUUUGUUGGAGAAAUGUUCAAUGGGCAGCUGGGGAGAAUUACAGGUCUUGAUCCUGCGGGCCCUUCAUUCAACGGGAGACCUCCCCAAGACAGAUUAGAUCCCAGUGAUGCGCAGUUUGUUGAUGUCAUCCACUCUGACAUUGAUGCACUGGGCUACAGAGAGCCACUAGGGAACAUAGACUUCUACCCAAAUGGAGGGUUGGAUCAGCCUGGUUGCCCCCAAACAAUAUUUGCAGGGAUACAGUACUUCAAAUGUGACCACCAGAGAUCCAUGUACCUGUACCUUUCUUCUCUGAGCGAAAACUGUACCAUCACCACGUACCCCUGUGACUCCUACCGCGAUUACAGGGACGGCAAGUGUGCCAGCUGUGGCAGAGCACCAGGGGAGUCCUGUCCCACCGUGGGCUAUUAUGCUGAUAAUUGGAAAGACUAUUUAAGAGAGAAAGACCCUCCGAUGACUAAAGCAUUCUUUGACACAGCUGAGAAGAAACCAUUCUGCAUGUAUCAUUAUUUUGUGGACAUUAUAACUUGGAACAAAAAUGUAAGAAGGGGAUCUAUCACAAUCAAAUUAAGAGACAAAGAUGGAAAAACGACAGAAUCCAGAAUCGAUCAUCAACCUGCAACAUUUCAGAAAUAUCACCAAGUGAGUCUGCUUGCAAGAUUUAAUCAAUAUCUGGAUAAAGUGGCAGCCAUUUCCUUGGUGUUUUCUACAGGAAAUGUUAUAGGCCCGAAGUACAAGCUCAGGAUUCUCCGCAUGAAGUUAAGGUCUCUCGCCCAUCCAGAGCGGCCUCAGUUGUGCCGCUACGACCUUGUACUGCUGGAAAACACCGAAACAGUCUUUCAACCUAUUCCCUGCCCAAAGCUGCUGAUGUAA